CACACUGUUAGAGGACCCACUGCACCAACACGAGAUUGUAUACAGAAUAUUUUCUUUUAAUAUUUAUUGGUAAUUAUUAGCAGGGUGGCUAUUCUCUAGCUCUAGACACCGCUGAUUAUUUGAUGCCAGGGCUUUUUAUUGUGACUGCAGUGUAGACAGCAGAGAUGAAGGCCAAGAAGAAGAAGAGACAGGAUGAUUUUCAGAAGGUCAAGUUAAAGGUGGGGAAGAAGAAGCCCAAAGCUGAUAAUGCCACCAACACUAAUUUCCGCUCAAAGGGAAUCCAUCUAUCUGAACAGCUGAAGAGAGACACAAGUGGCCCAACCACACACAGACAGCUUGGAAUCAAUGACCUCCUGUCUCAGCUCCACCAUUACAAUGCCAAUGUGAAACAUAGUGCCUUGUUGGGUUUGAAAGAGUUGCUGUCCCUUAAUCCAUCUCUGUUAGAGCAGCAUCUCUCGCGGCUGCUCUCUGAAGUUGCAGCUGUUUUCACAGACAAGGAUGGCAACGUUCGUGUGGCAGCUACACGUGUGCUCAGGUUCAUCGCACAGUCUGUGCCUGCAGAACGAGUGGCCCCAUUUUUCCCUCUCCUCAGUGCCCACCUGUCUUGUGCCAUGACCCACAUUGAGACAGGCAUCCAGGAGGAUGCAAUGAAGGACCUUGAUGUGUUGCUGGAACACUACCCUGCUCUGCUAGCAGCGCGGCCUGCAGUACUCCUCACUAACUUCCUAGAGUUGAUCUCUCACAGACAAAGCAGUGGAGGAGCCAAGAAGUCCCAGGAUGCCAAGGGGCGGACCUGGGCAUUGUCAGUCAGUCUUAACAGGGCUGUGACUAGCCAGCAGUGGCGGCUAUCUGUGCUCCUCAGGCUUGGGCGCUUUCUUCAGGCAGUAGUUGAGGAAAGACCAGUUGAGGAAGGUGACAUGUCUGUCGCAACUGAGGGAGUGUUUGGUUCCAGUGGAGAGGGACGGCUUUCACCUCUGUUUCUCAACUGGGAAGAGCUCACCUACAGUAAGGUUGGAGUUAAGGUGUAUGAGCAUUCUGGGGCCAAACCAACUCCACGUUCCACUUUUAGGCUCAGACCUGAGGUGGAUCCUGGGGCUACAGUGGGUGAGAGUCUGGACUCAGCUGAGGCUGUUCAGAGCUUUGCAGCUACACUGGUACCUCUUCUGCUGGAAGUUUGGGUCGAGGCCAGCGCUAGUGACUGUUCCUGGAACACUACUGAGGGCGCUCACCUGCUCACCCCAGAUGCUAUGUCAGUAAUGUUCCAGGUGUUGUCUAUUCUGCAGCUGCUGAGAAAACUGGCACCACAGCAGGAGCACCAGGAUUCACUGGAUGCAUGGUUCCGUAAAGAAUACCUGGGAGAUUUUAAGCAGCACUUCAUGAAAAACUUUCCCUAUGGUGCUCAGGACAUACCCAAACAUAAAAGAAAGGUGGAUCUCAAAAGGAGUAAACAAACUGCAGCUGUUCCAGGUUUGACUGUGGAGCCUCUGGCACUCAACAUCACACUUUGCCAGGUCAUGGUGUCCCUCAGCCAGAGGCAGGGACUCAUCCGAGAGGCAGAUGGAGACUGGCUGGCGCUACUGAGGACGUUUGUCCGAGACACUCUGAGCAGCGGAGUGAAACUGAGCUAUAGGCAGCUCCACAUGCUGCUUGGUACUGUGUGGAAGAUGGUGCUCACACAGAGGAGCAAAACAGUGACAGAGGACCUGUUGGCAGCAGUGUACAUCUACUAUAAGCAGAAGCACCUGACUCUACAGACACGAUCUCUGCUGCUGUCUUUCUACAGCAAGCUCUACCUGCAGGAGCAAGGUCAUACACACAUAGCCAGGAGUAAGGUGCUGUGUCGGUGGUUGGCUUCUCUUCCCGUGCAGUUGUCCCAGCUUGGCCACCGUAACCCUGCGCUCUCUGCGCGACUUAUCCUGUCCAUCCAGGCUGCUGCUUCUCGGGGAAACAAGGAUCUGCUCAACAGUCUGCAGACACAAGCCUGCAGGCUCUAUGAUCCACAGGAAGGAGUUGUGGUGCUGUUACCAGCAGAGUCCCAGCAGCGAAUGGUACAGCUACUCUACUUCCUACCCAAGAUGUCCCAGUCUCUUCUGGCCAACCUGAGCUGCUGCUGCACUGCUGGACGAAUCUCUGCUGGACUUGCUGCCUCUCUGAUUCGUAUUGUACAUCUUAGGUCAUCUCUGAGUGGCUGGUCAGUUGGGAGCCAGGAAGCGGCUCUGCAGGACGUGGACUACAUCAGCUUCCUGUUCUCCACCCUGACGGGCUUCUCGUCUGACAAGCUCGCCUCCCUGCAGGAGGCCGGCGACGAGAGUGCCCUGCCUUCCUCGCCUCUCUCACCCCUCAGUCUCUACCCCACCCCGCUGGAACAGUUCACCCACCACUGGGACAUUGUUGAGGAGGUGUGCCACUGUCUGGAAACUCUGGGUUCCAAGUCUCAGUGCUUUGACAUCUUGCAAAAUGGCAUUUGCAAAUAUCUGACCAAGUUAGGAGUGGUUCCUGACAGUAUGGCGGCCGGCCUGCUGAGAGCGGUGUCCAGAUUAUUGGACCUGUCCGUCCUGCCCAUUGAACCUGUGCUGCGCUUCUUGUCUCAGUCCUGCCUCAGCCUGCUGGCUCUGCUCAUCACCCUGCAGCAGGAAGCACCUGCCGAAACCAACCAUAAAAGGGAGGCAAUUUGGGGUGCUUGUGUGUUAGCAUUGAGCACCGUUCCUCGCCUGCUGCGGAUUGUUCUGCAGUUAUUGCGUGUUGGAGAUCUGAGUGAGGAGGAGCUGCCACAGCUCGGGCAGAUCCUGUCAAUGCUGCUGCAGCACGCGCCACUCCACAACCAGCUGCUGGCCAAUGCUGCUCUGCUGCAGGAGAUCAUACAACAGCUCACGAGGCACUCCCGAGCUGCAACCAGGGAGCAGUGGCUGACGGAUUUACUCUACUGUUACAGCCUCACUGUGGCUCAUGGCUCCUCUGCUCACCGUGGAAACCUGGGCCUUCGAGACAUGUACUGACCGAUACACCCACCAGACAAGUACCUGGUGUGUUCCUCAGUUCACCCUCUGAAACAUCUUACAGUCACAUUGUCAAACGAAACACUCACAGCUCUCAGCACUGACGAAUACAUCAGACGAUACUUUCAGACACAUAAAAUGGAAAAAAAUUUUUUUAUUGUGAGUGACAAUGAAUAGUCCACAUAGUUUAUUUAAGAACUUUGGCUGUUUUUCUUGUCUUAAGCUGCCUCUAUAUUGCUUCAUUCUUACCCUGUUAAUUGACAUUUUGCCUCUUCUGAGCACUGUUGUUAUUGUUGUUGCAGAACAUUGCCCAGUUGUUUUUGGGGUACCUGGAGACUUUUGAUUAAAAAAAACAAAACUAAAAGAAAAAAAAAAAAACAGAAUAAA
This is a messenger RNA of Seriola dumerili (greater amberjack), 3383 nucleotides long. It is a transcript of the gene tex10, whose product is annotated as testis expressed 10. Lineage: Eukaryota; Metazoa; Chordata; Actinopteri; Carangiformes; Carangidae. The record is from RefSeq and is a predicted model, not a curated record. The transcript is spliced from 16 exons. Gene Ontology annotation, cellular component: nucleus; MLL1 complex. The coding region runs from base 165 to 2996 and encodes 943 amino acids.